Messenger RNA from Grus americana (Whooping crane), 708 nucleotides. RefSeq names its product chromosome 21 C1orf50 homolog (gene C21H1orf50). The coding region runs from base 36 to 593 and encodes 185 amino acids. The record is from RefSeq and is a predicted model, not a curated record. The transcript is spliced from 4 exons. Lineage: Eukaryota; Metazoa; Chordata; Aves; Gruiformes; Gruidae.
GCUGGGCGGAAGGGGCGUGGCGCGGCGGGCCGGUAAUGGCGGCGGAGGGCGGCGCGGAGCUCGGCGGCGGCGGCGGCGGCGGCGGAGCGGGCCCGGCCUUGGCUCUGGCCUUGGUGGAGGGCAGUACGGGCCGCGCCGCCCGCGUCGCCGACCCCGGGGACCUGGUGGCCCUGGCCCGGCAGGUGCAGCAGGCGGACGACUUCAUCCGAGCGAACGCUUGCAAUAAAUUGACCGUCAUUGCCGAGCAGAUCCGGUACUUGCAGGAGCAGGCUCGGAAGGUCUUGGAUGAAGCUAACAGAGAUGCUGAUCUGCACCACGUGGCCUGCAACCUUGUGAAGAAGCCAGGAAACAUUUACUACAUGUACAGGCGGGAGAGCGGCCAGCGAUACUUCUCCAUCCUGUCUCCCAAGGAAUGGGGGACCAGUCCCCAUGAAUUUCUCGGUGCCUAUAAGCUCCAGCACGACAUGUCCUGGACUCCAUUUGAGGACAUUGAGAGACGAGAUGCUGAAAUAAACAUCCUGGAUAAGCUGCUGAGCCGGCAAGCUGCACUGCCGCCGUGUACAGAGCCCAACUUCCAGGGCCUGACCAAGUGACACAAGUGACCACAGGGGACCCCCGAGCAGAGUCCCUGUGUGAGGACACGCGGUGCCUGCACGCUGCCAAAGGCAGAGCAAGGAACGAGACCAAGAAACAAAAGUGCUGAUGCUG